Hibiscus syriacus is the source of this 1113-nucleotide messenger RNA. RefSeq names its product probable galacturonosyltransferase-like 1. Bases 16 to 1098 code for a protein of 360 amino acids. Gene Ontology annotation, molecular function: glycosyltransferase activity. The record is from RefSeq and is a predicted model, not a curated record. NCBI's taxonomy places the organism in Eukaryota, Viridiplantae, Streptophyta, Magnoliopsida, Malvales, Malvaceae. Gene Ontology annotation, cellular component: Golgi apparatus. The transcript has a single exon.
UCCCCAACCACCAAAAUGUACAGACUUGCAUUAAAAUUCCCACCAAAUCACCUCCACCGACACCACCUCUUCAUCCUCCUCCUUUUCCUCCUCAUCUCAGCCCGUUUUACUGCAACUUCCUCCGCUACUACCACCGAUUACCGAAGAUUCAAAGAAGCUCCUCAAUUUUAUAACGCUCCCACCUGUCCCUCCAUUGACAUUAAUGGCACUACUGAAAUGUGCUCUCCUCAAGCCGUUCAUGUUGCAAUGACCCUCGACGCCGCCUACUUGCGCGGUUCAAUGGCCGCCAUUUUUUCCAUCUUACAACACUCUUCUUGCCCACAGAACAUCAUCUUCUACUUCGUCGCCUCCUCCACCGCAGACCACCACCACCUCCGGCAUACAAUCUCCCGUUCUUUCCCCUUCCUUAAAUUCCAAAUAUACCCAUACGACUCCUCCGCCGUGUCCGGCCUCAUCUCCACCUCCAUUCGUUCGGCACUCGACUGCCCUCUCAACUAUGCCCGCAACUACCUCGCCAACCUCAUCCCUCAAUGCGUACGCCGAGUCGUUUACUUAGACUCCGACCUCGUCCUCGUCGACGACAUCGCUAAACUAGCUGCGACACCGCUGGGAAACAACUCAGUUUUGGCGGCACCGGAGUACUGCAACGCCAACUUCACUUCCUACUUCACCCCGACCUUCUGGUCUAACCCUACGCUAUCUUUAGCAUUCGCCGAUCGCAAAGCUUGUUAUUUCAACACGGGGGUAAUGGUGAUGGACUUGCAAAGAUGGCGUGAAGGAGACUACACGAAGAAGAUCGUUGAAUGGAUGGAGCUUCAAAAGAGAAUAAGGAUCUACGAGUUAGGGUCUUUGCCACCAUUUUUGCUUGUGUUUGCAGGUAAAAUAGCGCCCGUUGAUCAUCGAUGGAACCAGCAUGGGCUCGGUGGUGAUAAUUACAGAGGAUUAUGCAGAGAUUUGCAUCCCGGUCCGGUUAGUUUGUUGCAUUGGAGUGGGAAAGGGAAACCAUGGGUGAGGCUCGACGCAAACCGGCCUUGCCCAUUGGAUGCUCUUUGGGCUCCUUAUGAUCUGCUGCAAACACCCUUUGCUUUGGAAUCUUAGGAUCUCGGUAGUCGG